CCCAGAAACACAACUAUCCUAAUGGAUCCCUUAUCAAUAAGUGCUGGCGUUGCAGGCUUCACCUCCCUAGGUCUCACAGUAUCAAACGGGCUCAUCCAGUACUGUAAAAAGUACCGAUCUCGAGAUUCAGAUCUUUCUCAACUGAAACACCAUGCUGAACAACUCGAAACGUUCAUCGCUCUCAUCCGUACUCGAACAUCUGAACCUAACGGUUCAAGUAAGGAUGUCGAUAACCCGCUGCAAAGAUGUAUAGAUGCCUGCAACGCCUGUCUCCGACAUUUCAAACUGCUGAAUGCGAAGUAUGCCCACCCGAAACCUAGCAAGGACUUCUUACGUAGAUUGAAAUACCCCUUUGACAAAGAGGAGUUCGACAACCUACGAUCUCAACUCAAAGAAUUCUAUGCCAUGUUGCUUGGACAUUUGCAGUUGAUUCACCUUGAUGCCACACAGGAUAUAAGAGGUGUUAUGAUUUCAGAAUUUGCCAAGGUAUCUCUAGCUGUCGAAUCUCUCGGAAGGCAGCUCCAGUCCUCGAUAUCAAGCGCUGAGCAUACGACGAAUGACACGAUACGCAACGGCCUAGAACGGAUGGGUUCUUCAUUUCAACAAGAUCUUCGGGAAACCCGAAACGAUCUGACAAUAUCUGUCGUGGGCCAUAUGCAUUCCCUAUCUGAUCAGCUAAGAGAAGGGCAAGGCAACCAGACUUCAAGUAUCGUGGACCACAUGGAUCAGAGAUUCCACACACUUGAAAAUUUGAUCCAGACAUUAUCGAAGAAUAGCGGAAUCGGUGACAAAAGAAAAGUCGUUAAACCAAACACGUCAUAUUACGACCAAGGGCAUAACUUUACUGGCACAAUGUCUUCAAGGACCCACAAAGAAGACCUCCUCGGUUGCCUUUGCCAAUGUCCGAGGAUUCGACAGAGGGGAGCAUGUGUGCAACACCAAAAAGGCUGCAUGCUCUCAUUUAGUAACCGUAAGAAGCGGAGUUGGGCUAUGAAAUUUCGAGUGUUCCAACGCGAAGUCACGUCAAUAUGGGAACUUGAAUACUCUCGGAUAGCAUGGGCUCGCGACUUCCGUAUCAACCGUAACCUCACAGUUCGAGCCAUUGUACCAAACAACUCCCCUGCAUUUAAAUUGAUAACUGACAUUUGGGAAGGAGCAUGGACCACUAAAGAGAUGACCACGUACGACCUUGGAACAUCACUCCGAAAAUGUCUAAUCAAACUGCAGGAGCUCUUUCGAGAUGGGCUAGCAUGGCCAACAGAUGUGGAUGUGUUUGGAAGGAACUUGCUAAAUGCAGCUAAUAAGUUUUUCAUUUCUCAACCCUCUGGAUGGCAGAUGGUAGACGAGAAAUAUAUGCUCAUUUUAGAAUUCAUGAUGGCAUUGCUUGAGAUGGGGGUGCCAAUCAAUGAUGUCUCCCACUAUGGUAUUACUGACACCCCGCUUGGCGAGUGUUGUCAUUCGACAAGGCUCUUCACGACUCAUAACCACAUUGGGUCCAUUAUUAUCAGCAAUUUCAUAAAUAGGGACGCUACUCUUAUACGCGUACAUUGGGGAAUUAUCAUCGCCAUCUUGUCUUGUCCAAUUCCUGGGCUAUAUGAACCUCUUGCCUGUACCGAAUUCCUGACUUAUAUCCUUCGCCGCUCAGAAGAUGACGUCGCUCGUCUACUUGAUGCAGACAAUUCUGUGUUAUACGAACGGACCAAGACGGGCCAAACGCCGCUCCAUCUAGCUGCCAAUUGGACCAUGGGCCUCAACAUUCUAUUUGAAUUUGGAGGCCGAGCAAUUCAGUCUAUAAUCAACAUCAAAGACAAAUUCAGGCGCAGCGCUCUUGACUACGCAAUUGAUCUAGGAGACGUUGACUCUGUCUCUAUUCUGACUGAUGCCGGUGCAAGCAUUAACCCAGGAACAUUGUAUCGUUUGGAGAAUGUACCUCAAAGCAAGGAUAUCAAAUCGAUGAUCAUCGCCCACUCUCUCGCCCGACAACGAAGAGAGUUAGUACAACUCGCCUUCCUCAAUCUGCCUUCCAAGAUGAUUGAAGAGUUCGGUUUAAAAGAAGGUGAUGUUGUCGAUAACGAAGCUUUUGAUGUCGCAGAAGCCUUAAGGCAACGAGGCGUUGCACUACCUACUUAUUAUGACUACUUGACCCCUACAUGCAGCUCUAUUUACCAUUGGGAAGGCAUGACAGCUUCUGUAGCCCAAAAUCUUUUCGAUGCCGGGUUUCGCAAGCCAAAUACCAAAGUCUGCGGCUAUGAUCCACUGAUGUUACUAGAUGGUUUCUAUAGUGUUACUAACUGUCUUAUGCUCAUUGAAUGGUUUGAAAGACACGGACUGGAUCUCCAUGAACCAAUCCCCACGGCCGAUUGUGCUCUAGAAAUAGAAAAUGACGGGUUGCACUCUAUAUACCGAACGAUUCACGUUCUAGGAUCACGCCUAGGUUGGAUGAUGGAAGCGAACUAUAUACUACGCUAUGACAUAAAACUCCCACAAUUGGCAAGAUUGCUUGAAGACGACGUUACCGAUCCUUGCCUCUGCUACUGCACGACCAACGGAUGCACAGUAGCAUCGAAAUACUUCAAAGAGCAUCGGAAUUACGAAAAAAACAAAGGUCGGAUAAAUGUUAAACUGAAGUUAGCCGGGCCAGCAGUAUCUGGUCGUGAUGGGCACAGAGUUGCGCUAGAUUUGAUCCGCGCAUUGACAUUUGGAUUUCUUGACAUGACACAUACUUGCUGUUGUGUGAGGACGUUUUUCAGUCUUGAGUCUGCUAUAUGUGGCGGUAAUAUAGUUUACCUUAAGGAUCGGGAAGAAAUCGACGAAAUACGAGAGGAAGAGAGAUAUUUGGCAGAAAUGCUAGAGGCCCUGGUGGAAGAGUUCAGUAUGAAGUUUCAAGAGAUGAACGUACCGCUCGAUCAGUUUGUGGAAGAAUACCUUUGGCCGAGAAUUGUAGAAGUUAUGAAGCAAAAAGAUCAGUUGUCGGUGGAGGAGCUGGAUAGGAUGAGGGAAAUUGGUGUUGUGCUCAAUGAAUCAUAGUUCCUUUGCCUACCUACGUAUCUACCUAGGUAACUAUCCAGACGAAUCAAUUAGAAAAAAC
Molecule: messenger RNA, 3088 nt
Organism: Annulohypoxylon truncatum
Lineage: Eukaryota; Fungi; Ascomycota; Sordariomycetes; Xylariales; Hypoxylaceae
Exons: 5
Coding region: 22-3027 (1001 amino acids)
Source: RefSeq, a predicted model, not a curated record